AUGCUGACGAGAACAGAGGAAAGCGGAGUGGGCAAUCAGGAAGAACGUGCUCGCCACGAAAUCCAUCGAGAGGACAACUUUGAACAACCACGACCAGUUCUGGGAGAAGGUACUAGACGAAGGAGCACGAAAUCGGCUUGUAGAGAACAUUUUCGGCACGAUGAAAGACUGCAAGCCGUACAUACAGGAACGUGCAAUUCAAAACUUCGCAAAUGUUCACAAGAGAUUCAUAUUUUCCAGUCGUUGCUAAGUGAAAUGAACUUGCAGGUACACCCCGACUUCGGCAACAAACUUCGAAAGAUGAUUGACACAUACAAUUCCACCAGGGGUGUCCGUUCGUGCCUCUAA
Cooperia oncophora is the source of this 348-nucleotide messenger RNA. The record is from the annotation of a GenBank genome assembly. NCBI's taxonomy places the organism in Eukaryota, Metazoa, Nematoda, Chromadorea, Rhabditida, Trichostrongylidae.